CUGCCAAAAGCACGCCGGCCUUACCGUGAUCCACCGGCGAGACAUGAUUUAGGCAGCAUGGACGUUGCAUGCACGUUUUGCGGCGCUCUCCACUGGCUAGCAGAGCGCCUGACAUCCAGUUCAGCCCGCAAUCCGAUGUUCGGUGGCUGUUGUAACUCGGGCAAGGUCCAUGUCCCCGCUCCUCCAGACCCCCCCGAUCCUCUGAAGCAACUCUUUGUCCAAGACACGGUACAGGCACGAGAGUUCCGCAACAACAUUCGCCAGUACAACUCUGUGUUCGCCUUCACGUCACUCGGUGUGCAGAUUGAUGACAGUGUCAACCGUGGUCCUGGUCCAUACGUCUUUCGGAUCCACGGCGAGCUCUGCCAUAGGUCCGGCUCACUCGAUCCCCCUUCCGGCCAACCCCGCUCAUAUGCUCAGCUAUUUGUCUAUGAUGCGCAGGCAGCGUUAGCAGAGCGUGUCCGCCGGAAUGGCUCACGGCGCGAAGAUACCAUGGCUCUCAUCCAAGGUGUUCUCAACGACUCCCAUCGCUACGUCAAUCUCUACAAGCACGCUUACGAAACGCUCCAGGAGCACCCGGAUGUCGAGCAGGUGUCCUUGCGCUUGGUGGUCGAUAAUGAACGUGACCAACGGCGGUAUAAUCUGCCAACGGCAGAUGAAAUCGCUGUCUUGCUCCCUACGCAACAACCAGAGGGAGCAGAUCGCCGUGACAUCAUUCUUCGCAAGCGUGACGGACCACUUCAGCAUGUCAGUGAAUGUCAUCCAGCGUAUGCGUGCUUGCAGUACACGCUCCUCUUCCCUCACGGUGAACACGGCUGGACCUUCAACCUUCCUCUGCGC
This is a messenger RNA of Rhodofomes roseus, 840 nucleotides long. RefSeq lists its product as uncharacterized. The annotation marks the transcript as partial. The record is from RefSeq and is a predicted model, not a curated record. The transcript has a single exon. NCBI's taxonomy places the organism in Eukaryota, Fungi, Basidiomycota, Agaricomycetes, Polyporales, Fomitopsidaceae.